This is a messenger RNA of Physella acuta, 2232 nucleotides long. RefSeq lists its product as uncharacterized. Lineage: Eukaryota; Metazoa; Mollusca; Gastropoda; Physidae. Gene Ontology annotation, biological process: protein transport. The record is from RefSeq and is a predicted model, not a curated record. Gene Ontology annotation, cellular component: cytoplasm.
GAUAGAUGUGUGGUGAUAUCUAGACCAUGACUCAACUUCUGUUCAACAUUGUUCUCGCCAGGUGAAGGAUACGUUACAAAGAUGGGAAAGGUCACGGGUUGGUCGAUUGUAUUUGACGGCAACCAAAAAGUUUACCGACCUGGAGAAACGGUUUCAGGACAAGCCGUGAUUAAGGUUGAAGGUCAAAUCAAUGUCAAGGGCGUUUACAUUGGCUGCUACGGCCUGUCCUUAACUAAAUGGUCAAGGUUGUUCCAGAGGUCAACAGAGGAGGACAGCAUGACCUUAGAGACAUACGUCAGCAGAAACAUCCGGGUAGUUGACCAGAACACCGUGCUGGAUGCAGGUGAAGCCCGGUACAAGUUCAGCUUCCCCCUGCCCUCACAAGGCCUGCCCUCGUCGUUUGAGGGAGAGUUUGGUGCCAUCCGCUACUUCAUCAAGUUGGAGCUGGACAAACCGUUUCCUGCCAUCAACGACCGCUAUUACACCUGCUUCACGGUGCUGGCAUACAUCAACGUCAAUGACGUCAUCUACCGCAAAAGCGUGAGUGGCCGAGUAGAGAAAAGUCUGAGCAAAGCUUUAGGUCUCGGCACCGCGGGUCAUCUCCGUCUGGCUGCAUCGCUGGACAGGUCGGGCUACUGCCCCGGGGAACAGAUUUUUGUCAAUCUUGAAGCCAGUAAUGAAAGUACAAAAGACUGCGGCCUAGUGAAAGCCAGUUUGGUGCAGUUGGUCAGAUUCACAGCCAGCAGCGAGAGCAAGACCAGCACCACGGUCAUACGCUGCGUUCUUGGUGCCAGACUUGCAAAAGACAGCAAAGUUGUGUGGCAGCAACAGCCGGUGUUUGUUGAUGCUGUCCCACCCAGUAGCAAACAGCUGACCUGUCAAAACAUCAAGGUGACCUAUGCCCUGGUGGUGUGUAUUGAGGUGCCCUUAGGUCUGGACCUGACCUUGACCCUGCCCAUUAAACUGGGAACCGUCCCACUGGGAGUCUCUCUCCCCGACCCGACCACACCCAGAGACCCGGGGCAGCGCCAGGCCGCCCCCUCCAGGGCCCUGUGUUACGUCCCCUGUCAGGCUGGCCUCCAGACAUUUGACCAGAGCCACGGGCCGUUUGUUUACCUCAGUCGUCACGCUCCCAUGACAGUGUAUGUCGACCAGAAAUCCGCCGCUAGGGGGGGCGCAGCUGCUCUCCAGACCACGCCCAGUUGUGCACCUCCCCAUAACAUGAACACAAGUGACAGCCUUUUAGCUGCAGCUAGAGAUGAAGCCGCCACAACUAAAGGCGCUGAAGCCGCCACAACGAACCUUUGUCCAACAGCACCGCCUUUAAACAACGGAGGUGCGGCUCCCCCGACCUACGAGCAGGCAGUAGCCAGCGCCCUGACGCCCUACUUACACCAGCCCGGAAAGGGGUGCGUGUUGAUGCUUGUCUUCCAGGAGACGGACGCCGAGCAGGUCAGGCAAUGUUUCAGACAGAACCUCCCGAACUUGAUGCUGCACAAGGGGACAAUUCUUUCCUACAGCCUACAGUUGCAGGUUCUCCCGCCCUCAUCUACGUCUGCCAUCUUCCUGCACUUCCAAUCUGCGCCGACCGGUUUAAGCUGGUUUCAGAACAUGAAGCUGUAUGACCCGGCCUUGACCUCGCGCUGGUGGGUCAUGUUGGGAGAGAACAAGCUUGACCUUGGCUCGCCGGGUCGCCUGCAGGACUACACCGCGGCCUCUCUGGUGCUCAUGCGGCGCCAUCUUGCCUUCAGGCCAGACAGGAACUACACGGAACUCAGGCAACGUCUGCUCAAACAAAGUUUGAACCCGACCAAAAAAAGAUUUGGCGGGAAAACUGUGUUAUCGUCUGCUAACGUGACCUUCCUCAGCGGAGAUUGGUCGGAGUUUCCCGCCAAAAGUGAGGAGCUGACGAUGGUUUACGUCCAGUGGCCAAGCGUGCAAGACAGCGUCCAGUACAGGCAAGCUUUCCGCACCGAUCCAGACUUGGUCCAGUACAAGCAGCUGACCCAGGCGGCCUACACGACCAUUUUUACCUGCGGGUUCGCCGUCGGUGACGUCAACACUUUGACAGAUUUACAUCUGUGACAGAUUUAACCGUGUGACAGAUUACAUAAGUGACAUUUCAAGAGAAAAUUUUGUUCUUAAAAAUCUCAAUCCAUGUUAAAAAUAUUAAAUAUCUUAAAAAUAAAAUCCCAGAACGUUCUAGAAAUAUUUACAUUCUAGUUUUCUAAC